Messenger RNA from Terrapene triunguis (Three-toed box turtle), 1684 nucleotides. It is a transcript of the gene KATNBL1, whose product is annotated as katanin regulatory subunit B1 like 1. The record is from RefSeq and is a predicted model, not a curated record. The coding region runs from base 111 to 1019 and encodes 302 amino acids. The transcript has 10 exons. Gene Ontology annotation, cellular component: nucleolus. Lineage: Eukaryota; Metazoa; Chordata; Testudines; Emydidae. Gene Ontology annotation, molecular function: microtubule binding.
CAGGCUCUGCGGAGUGGGCCCCGGCGCUAGGACUGUCCCGGAUCAGCGCCGCCUCCUCGGCUCGGUGUGGCCCGGGCAGCGCGGGACCAUGAGCAGGGAUUUAGGAGAUUAUGGCAUCUGAAGCCCACAAUGUUAGAAAAUGGAACCUGUUGCAUACCAAGGGUCGUCACAUUGAUCUCAGAAAAAGGAUCUCUCAUUCCACUAAUAAGAACAUGAAGGAGGGUAAGAAAUCUCCAAAACAGUUGGCUUCUUACACAAACAGAACCACAGUUGGACAAACUGUGACCAGCUCCCCUUUUCUUUUCAAAGUAGUAUAUUGUAAAAAAAAAGUUCACUGUUAUACUCCAAAACAUUGUUACAGAAAAAAACAGUUCCCUAAAGUCAGGGGCCGUGACAUGGCAAAUAAGGAAAAUGAACUGGCUUGUGCAGGUAAUCUGCCGGCAAAACUACACGACAGUCAUACGCUUUUAUUAAAUACCAGUGAUUCUGGCUCCUCUCAAACACAAGGUCCCUCAUCAAAAUACAGUGGAUUUUUUUCAGAGGUUUCUCAGGACCAUGAUACUAUGGCACAAGUUCUUUUUAGUAGAAAUCUGAGACUGAAUGUAGCUUUAACCUUCUGGAGAAGAAGAAGUAUAAGUGAACUCAUAGCCUAUUUAGUGAGGAUACAGGAUCUUGGCGUAGUAGUAGAUUGCCUUCCUGUACUUACCAGCAGUUUACAGGAAGAAAAACCAUAUAUUUCAGUUGGCUGCUGUGUAGAUCUAUUUCCUUUAGUAAAAUCACUGCUUAAAAGCAAAUAUGAAGAAUACGUGAUAGUUGGUCUAAACUGGCUCCUAGCUGUCAUUAAGAGAUGGUGGUCAGAACUGUCUGCACACAUGGAAAAAGUAAAAGAUGGAAAUAUUCAGAUUUUAAAACAACAAUUAAGUGGAUUGUGGGAACAAGAAAAUCAUCUAACUCUGGUUCCAGGAUAUACUGGUAAUAUAGCUAAGGAUGUAGGUGCUUAUUUAUUACAGCUACACUGAGAUGCUUGGAGAACUGAGGAGUGCAUAUUUGGCUAAAUAAUCCUUUUAAAUAUCCAUGGAUUUAUACUCUAUUUCCAAAAUAUCUCUUCUAAAAACUGUUGGCAGAAGAGGAAUGGACUUUCAAAAACUGUUUAAUGAAACCACUAACAAAAUCCUAACAAUCUACUUCACAUUGAAGUGGAAAAAUGCCUGAUAGGAGCAGCUUUUACUUCAGUGAGGUGAAAGUGUACUAUGAAAACUAUAUGCCUUUGCUGUAUUUGGGAUUUGUUCAGUUACUUGGUAAAGUCAUUUUAAGUGCUGCUGUGUUUCACUGCGAUAUUGCAUAAAGGAAUAUAAAUUCUGCCAUCGUGAAGACAAAACUGCAGAACCAGUUAUAAGGAACCAAUAAGACCAAUCGCCGCCAUAAGAGGGUUUUAAACUGUUUCACAAGAAAAGUUUAAAUGUGCAGCUAUUUUCCAGUUAUGUUGAAAAAACUUUGAAAUGUUUUAGUAUCUUGUUUUAAUCAAAUUAUUAAAGAUGGUUUUGUUUGCACUAUUGAGAAACUGUAUACAGCAAGAUGCCUUAAUUACUAAUGUUUGAAAAAGCCAAUUUAUUAAGAUACAAAAUAUAUCUAUUAGAAUCAACAAAUCAAGACAUUAAAAACUGCUAUAAAAAUCAGGGGUUCA